Messenger RNA from Prosopis cineraria, 747 nucleotides. RefSeq lists its product as uncharacterized. The record is from RefSeq and is a predicted model, not a curated record. The coding region runs from base 113 to 583 and encodes 156 amino acids. Lineage: Eukaryota; Viridiplantae; Streptophyta; Magnoliopsida; Fabales; Fabaceae. The transcript has a single exon.
ACUGCUCCUUCCUCUCAUUCCGAAACCAGCUGAAAACUAAUAACCACCUCCGAAACUAGCAUUUUGUUUCUUUCUCCAUUUAAGCACUUUCCGAGAGAUAAAAAUAUAAACCAUGGGCAAUUGCUUAGUCCUUCAAGAGAACAUCGUCAAGAUCGUCAAAACCGAUGGCAAAGUUCUUGAAUACAAGGCACCCAUUAAAGUCCACCAAGUUUUGACACAGUUUUCGGGCCAUGAAAUAUCUGAGUCACUGCCUGUCGUCCGGCAUCUCCAGCCCAGCACCAAGCUGCUCCGAGGUCAGUUAUACUACCUCGUACCGCCGGCACCGAAAGCUGCGGCAAAAAAGGUAAGGUUUGCGAAUCCAGAAGUAGAAAGUGAAGAAGAAGAAAGCAGAGUGGUAAGGAUUAAGGUGGUUAUCAGUAAGAAGGAACUGCAGAAUAUGCUGUGCAAGGGAGGUAUUUCAAUUAACAACAUAUUACCUCUAGUUCGUGAUGAAAACGGAGAAGAUCAUGAUGGUGAAGAUAAAACUGACUAUGGUUGCCAAGAGUGGAAGCCAGCACUAGAAACCAUACCGGAAGUAAACUAGCGAUAUUUUUCUUUUGAGUUACGUUUUCAGUGUUUUUUCCUCAUAGCUCACUAGUUUUGAUUAGCAUGCUGAGUAACGCUGUAUUAUACGCACAUACAUAUCGGAAAAACACAAUUAGCAUCUCAUCCUGGUGAGACAGGCGAUCAAUACUUCACAUUCUCUCA